UGACUCCGACUCAGACGCAGAUUUUUAUGGCACCAUAGAGAGACCCAUGGAAAUUAAACACGCUGUUGAAACAGCAGAGGAUGAUUAYGUUGAUGAGGAUGAUGAUGAAGAAGAUGAGGAAGACUAUCUGAAGCCAGACGGUGAUGGCUCACCAACAWCUGCAGGUCGACCCACCGGGCCGCCUCCCUCCUACCCUCCUCCCCCGGUGCCAGCUACUCCGCUCCGUCGAGAAUCCAGUCCAAACAUCCAGAAAGCCGUGCCUCCACCUGUUCCUGGCCAACACAGAAACCCAACCAGCCCUCUCCCCAAAAAGCCCUCCAUCCCUCACCAGCCCCUGCAGAAGGAACAGAGUAAAGGUCCGCCCCCUCCGCUGCCCUUUGCCCCUCACCUGCAGAAGUCGCCGUCUCCGACUCCUCCUGCUCUUCCUCCCAGCUCCUUGAAAGCUGCUCAGAACAGGACGAUCUCUUUGGGGAAUACUGCCAACGAUCGGAGAGACCUGAGGUCCCACUCCACGGUCCAGGUCCACUCGCCRGCCACGCUGCCCAUCUGUGACCAGCUGCACAACAGGAUGGUCCUGAACGGCCCGGUCAGCAGCUCCCCCAACACCGGCAGUACCCAGUCUCUGGGAAACCACUGCCUUCGGACCAAGCCCUCCUUACCAGUGCCCCACACCGAAGUUAACCUGCUGUCCACUAGUGCCCCAUCGCUGCCUGCCAAACCGCCGUCGUCUCCGCUACUCAAGUCUGGACUUCACAACAAGCCRACGGCACCGAAACCGCCUCCACCGACGGCCAAACCGCCGCAGCCUCUGGACAAGCCAAAGUCUCCGUUUCAGUAAGUCCCUUCAAGGAACAACAGGAACAUUUAA
Poecilia reticulata (guppy) is the source of this 868-nucleotide messenger RNA. Lineage: Eukaryota; Metazoa; Chordata; Actinopteri; Cyprinodontiformes; Poeciliidae. The record is from RefSeq and is a predicted model, not a curated record.